CUACACAAAUAUGUGGGAAGCUCCUACAAGGAACGUGUCGUGCUAGGGCCUGACGAGCGCGCCAUGGUCCGCACGGUCAACUCCGCUUAUAGCGUCAUUGAGACGCAGAUCGCACUCGAGGCCGCUUUUCGUGUCGGCGACGCGCAUCCGGACUGCUCAGUUUUUUGGGUUCCCGCUGUGGAUGCCACCAGUUUUGAGAACGCAUACCGCGCUAUCGGCCAGCAGCUCAAGGUACCCGGGAUCGACGAGGAGAAGGCAGAUUCCAAGGCACUUGUCAAGACAGCUUUGAGUUGUGAAAGCACGGGCAGCUGGCUUUUGGUCAUCGACAACGCUGAUGAUAUAAAGCUCUUUGGUGACACAGACCUCGCCGACUAUCUUCCAUUCAACCGGAAAGGAUCUAUUCUGUUUACAACGCGAAAUCACGAAGUUGCGGUAGAGCUAGUCGAGUUUGAGCGUCGCAUCAUUCCAAAAGGGUUGAAGGGGGAUCAGAUAGGCGAUGUGGCAAGUACUGACGCGCUGCUGGAAUUUCUUUGCAAUCUCCCCCUAGCAAUACGGCAGGCCUCUGCUUAUAUGGGCAAGAAGCAGAUUUCGACUACACAAUACCUAGAGCUAUGCAACUCCAGUGACGAGGAUACGAUCGAGCUGUUAAGCCGGGACUUUGAGGACCGACAUCGAUAUAAGGACAUCCAAAACCCUGUCGCCACAACUUGGCUGAUUUCGUUCCAGCACAUCUCGGAGCACGACCCGCUGGCAGCCAAUUACCUCAGGUUUAUGUGCUUCCUAGCUGGGAAGGAUAUUCCGCAAGCUCUGCUGCCGCCGUCUGGGAGGCUAAAAACUAUUGACGCACUUGGGACUCUAAAGGCAUAUGCAUUCAUCUCACAGCAUAAGGAGUCAGAUACUUACAACAUCCAUCGGCUAGUUCAAAUAUCGAUGCUCUCUUGGUUAGCUCAAAGUGGAGAGCAGGGGGAAUGGGCCGCCAAAGUGCUACAACGGCUUGCAGACGUGUUUCCUUCUCCAAAACACGAAAACAGGGAAGAAUGGAUACGGUAUCUUCCGCAUACACAGCGCGCUCUUGAGUUGCGGAAGAGCAUAGAAGACGGGGACGCACUGAUAGGUCUUAUAUUUAAUGUAGGUGAGGGUCUUCACCAGUUAGGAAAAUAUGAAGAUGCGGAGCGGAUGCAUCGGCAGGGAUUGGGGUUGAGUGAAAAGGUGUUGGGCAAGGAGCAUCCAGACACGCUUACCAGCAUGAACAGCCUUGCGAACACGCUCACCAGCAUGAACAGCCUCGCGCUUGUACUUGAAAGCCAGGGGAAGUACGAGGAGGCCGAGCGGAUGCAUCGGCAGGCAUUGGGGUUGAGGGAAAAGGAAUUAGGGUUGAGUGAAAAGGUGUCGGGCAAGGAGCAUCCAGACACACUUACCAGCAUGAACAACCUCGCGAGUGUACUCAGGAGGCAGGGGAAGUACGAGGAGGCCAAGUGGUGCUGA
Canariomyces notabilis is the source of this 1485-nucleotide messenger RNA. RefSeq lists its product as uncharacterized. Gene Ontology annotation, molecular function: protein binding. The coding region runs from base 64 to 1485 and encodes 473 amino acids. The transcript has 5 exons. NCBI's taxonomy places the organism in Eukaryota, Fungi, Ascomycota, Sordariomycetes, Sordariales, Chaetomiaceae. The record is from RefSeq and is a predicted model, not a curated record.